Arachis stenosperma is the source of this 567-nucleotide messenger RNA. RefSeq lists its product as uncharacterized. Lineage: Eukaryota; Viridiplantae; Streptophyta; Magnoliopsida; Fabales; Fabaceae. Bases 1 to 567 code for a protein of 188 amino acids. The transcript has 3 exons. The record is from RefSeq and is a predicted model, not a curated record.
AUGCAGCGACAAUUGGGAGAUGGAACUAGAACGCUAUUUUGGGACGAUGUUUGGAUGAAAGACGGGAGGCUUAGAGACAGAUUUUCAAAUCUCUACAGGGUAGCUGUUGAUAAGGCGCGUGCACCAUCAGUGAUUGUGGCUUUUGGGAUGGGUAUGUAUGGAGUGGGGUUGCAAUGGAGGAGAGCUUUGUGGUCGUGGGAAGAGCAAGAGCUGAGUGAGCUACAAACAGGCCUAGCGAAGGUGGGGAUUCGACAAAGCGAAGUGGAUAAGCUGAUAUGGAAACAUGACAAGGAAGAAAGAGUGAACACCAAAGACAGAUUAGUUAGGUGUAGAAUCUUACCAACAUCAGAAAUUAUCUGUGUUAUUUGUGGCAAGGCACCAGAAUCUGUUCAUCAUCUGUUUUUCACAUGCGAAUAUGCAUGGAAGCUGUGGGAUUCGGCUCUUAGAAAUGAUGUUGUCUUCAAGAAGGAAAAGGUGAAUAUCUCUCUAUUGGAACAAGAUGUAUCGUGUUUGGUGCUAGCUUGGGCAAGAGACAGAAGGUUUCGAAGAACAGGUGCUAAGAAUUGA